AUGCCCGAGCAGGGCCGCCCCGCCCCGGAAGCGCGCGCAGACCGGACGUCCGCGAGGGACACGCCCACUUCCGGCGGCGGUUGGCGGCGAUUGGCGGCGCUCUCCGGCGUUGUCGCGCGGCGGCGCUUUCCGACGCUUUGCGGCACUCUCCGGUGCUGUCGCGCGGUGGCGCUUUCCGGCGCUCUCCGCGCUUUCCGGCGCUUGGCGGCUCUUCGCGGCGCUUGGUGGCGCUUUCCGGCGCUGUCGCGUUUUCCGAGCUUUCCGGCGUUGUCCACUCUUCGGCGCUGUCUGCUGUCUAGCCCGUCCGCUCUCCGGCCCGCCGGCUGUCGGGCCCGUUCUCCCCGGCCCGUCCCCCGGCGCGUCCCCGCAGCCCGUCCACCCUCCGGCCCGCCCUCCCCGGCCGUCCACUCACGCCCCUUCCGUCCCCCCGGCCCCGGCAACAUGAGCCUGAGCGCCAAGGACCUGGCGAGCCUGCUGAGCAUCGUGUCGGAGGAGGCGGGCGGCAGCACGUUCGAGGGCUUGUCCAGCGCCUUCCACCACUACUUCGGCAAGGCCGAGCACUUCCGGCUGGGCUCGGCGCUGGUGCUGCUGCUGCAGCAGCCCGACCUGCUGCCCGGCGCGGCGCAGCGGCUCACGGCGCUCUACCUGCUCUGGGAGAUGUACCGCACCGAGCCGCUGGCCGCCAGCCCCUUCGCCGCGGGCUUCGCGCACCUGCUCAACCCCGCGCCGCCCGCGCGCGAGCCCGACCGCCCGCCGCUCUCGGGGUUUCUGCCUCCGAUAACUCCCCCCGAGAAGUUUUUUCUCUCCCAGCUAAUGCUGGCACCCCCAAGGGAGCUCUUCAAAAAGACCCCUCGACAGAUUGCACUCAUGGAUGUGGGGGGCACUGGCCAGUCUGUGGACAUCAGUGGCCUCCAGCUGGCCCUGGCAGAGCGCCAGUCUGAGCUGCCCACGCAGAGCAAGGCCAGCUUCCCGAGCAUCCUCAGCGACCCCGACCCUGAUUCCUCCGACUCCGGCUUCGACAGCUCGGUGGCCUCGCAGAUCACAGAAGCCCUAGUCAGCGGGCCCAAACCGCCCAUCGAGAGCCAUUUCCGUCCAGAGUUUAUUCGCCCACCACCUCCACUCCAUAUUUGUGAGGACGAGCUGGCGUGGCUGAAUCCCGCCGAGCCGGACCAUGGGAUCCAGUGGGAUAAGUCCAUGUGUAUUAAGAACAGCACUGGUGUAGAGAUCAAGCGGAUAAUGGCCAAAGCUUUCAAAAGUCCUUUAUCGUCUCCUCAGCAAACACAGCUCCUGGGCGAGCUGGAAAAAGAUCCCAAGCUUGUUUAUCAUAUUGGCCUCACUCCCGCCAAACUUCCCGAUCUGGUGGAGAACAACCCUCUGGUUGCCAUAGAAAUGUUGCUGAAGUUAAUGCAGUCGAGCCAGAUCACGGAGUACUUCUCGGUCCUGGUCAAUAUGGAUAUGUCUCUGCAUUCCAUGGAAGUUGUGAACCGGCUCACAACAGCUGUUGACCUACCUCCUGAGUUUAUCCACCUGUAUAUAUCAAAUUGCAUCUCUACCUGUGAGCAAAUCAAGGAUAAAUAUAUGCAGAACCGCUUGGUGCGCCUCGUGUGUGUGUUCCUCCAGUCCCUGAUCCGCAACAAGAUCAUCAACGUGCAGGACUUGUUCAUAGAAGUGCAGGCCUUCUGCAUCGAGUUCAGCAGGAUACGAGAAGCGGCUGGGCUGUUCCGGCUGCUGAAGACACUGGACACGGGAGAAACACCUUCGGAGACCAAGCUGUCCAAGUGAUUCCACCCACCCCUCUGUCCAUCGCUCGGCUGGACUGUGGUUUACCUUUUAGAUAACCCCGAGUUGUUUGCUUGCUCUAAUACAUACACUUCAUCUACUUAAAGCAAAGUGGCUCCACUGGAUUUCUCCUUUAGGAAAGAGAACCCGGGGAAGGUUUUUGUGGUGGUUUAUGGAAAACCCAUCCAAUAGGGAAAUGACCCUCCCAGAGUUACCAUAUGAACGUAGAUGAAGUUGCUAGCACUCACGAGCAAAGUACUCACGAGCUUGUGUAAAACAAGCCAUGCCUUCCUAUGUUUCUGUUGAUGAAGACAUUCUCAAGAAUAUGCUGUACUGCCCCGAGGUCUUCCCAUUGUCAGGUGAGACCCAAGCCUGAGCCUUGGGCCUAAUAUUCUCAAGCUCUGAUUUCCUAACAGUCAUCGGGUUACAGGGACCUACGUGGCAGGAAAAAUGCAUUUCUUUUAGUCAAACAUGGAAACCUCCAGAUCCUUUUCGAUCUGUAAUAGCUGGGCUAGUUUUCAGUCCUCGACACGUUUAGUUCUGUUCAUAGCCUAAGGGCAGUUUCUUGGGAGACUGGUAAUGUGGACAGGAGCUGCGGCGCCCACAUCCUGCCCUGUCUGCUGGGCCUGCCCAGGGGGAAGGAGCUCAGGGGGGGCUGGUCCUCAACCAGGGACAGCACCGUGCCUUACAGUAAAUAAAGUUUCCUUUUUUUAAAAAAAUGAGCUGUUAUCUGAUCGUCUCUUACUUGGAAAAAUUAAUUUCAUAUUGGGGAACUUUUCUCUCGAGCAGGAAUUACAUUCUGAUUCCAUCCUUAGAGCAAGGGAAACCAGUCCUGCCCGUUGGGGUGGGGAGGUCUGUUCGGCCACACCAGGCAGUGCUGGCAGGAGCUCUAGCCGCUUCCUUCCGGUUUCUGACUAGGCCUCCAGGUUGGGUCUGGCUGUAACUGUAGCCUAGAUUCUUAGUUAAAUGACAUUAAUUAGCAUAAACCCUAUUUAGAAUUAGUUACUGCUGAGUAAUAGAGAACAUUUUCAAAAGAAAGAGGCUGAGGCUUACAUUUCUAACACUUUAUUGAACAGACUUGAAAGGAGUAAAUUUGUGAUUUUUAAGUCACUUUGGAUCACACCCAGCAGUGCUGGGGGGUGGGGAACAAUACAGGGAUGUUGGGGAUAGAACUGGGUCAGCCACUGGCCAGGCAAGUGCACUGCCUGCUGUAUUCUGUCUCUGGCCCUCUGCUGACCUGAUGUGGAACUAAUUCAGGAUCAAACACUCGUGCAAGCAGCAUUUAAGCAGAUUAGUUCGAUUUAGCUGUUAAAAAAAAAAAAGAA
Molecule: messenger RNA, 3104 nt
Organism: Sorex araneus (European shrew)
Lineage: Eukaryota; Metazoa; Chordata; Mammalia; Eulipotyphla; Soricidae
Gene: CNOT11
Product: CCR4-NOT transcription complex subunit 11
Exons: 7
Coding region: 1-1782 (593 amino acids)
Biological process (GO): mRNA catabolic process; negative regulation of translation
Cellular component (GO): CCR4-NOT complex
Source: RefSeq, a predicted model, not a curated record